AUGCACCACCCCGCCCACUUCGACGCCCAGAACCGGGACGUUCCCGUUGACAUCUACGGCGGCAUCCCACUAAACUGGAGCAAGGCGCCCAAGACCGCUGUAGAAGCUCUACCCACGAGAACCUUGACGGCAGAAGAUAUGGGCGAAGACGGGAAAGCAAGCUGUGGAGUGUGCACCUUUGACGUCGAAGUGGGCGUCGAAGUCACAGUCCUGCCGAGGUGCAAACACUUCUUCCACGUCGACUGUAUCAAAGAGUGGUUGGGGGGUUAUAAUGCUACGUGUCCUAUGUGUCGGGAUAAGAUCACUGAUGCUACGGGCGGCGGUGAAGAUAAUGCAGACGGUGAGAGCGAAAGGUCCAGUUCUGCUGGGUCUUCAGGGGUGGGUGGGGCGGCUGAGCUUCGCGGGCAGAGUCGUGAGGAGCUCGAUGCGGCGUAUCUGGAGAGGAGGAGACGGAGGCGCGAGGCUAGGGCUGCUGGGCCGGCGAGGAUGAUCACACCAAUGUACGAUGACGAAAUGCGUGAUUUGUGGUGA
This is a messenger RNA of Recurvomyces mirabilis, 531 nucleotides long. RefSeq lists its product as uncharacterized. The record is from RefSeq and is a predicted model, not a curated record. The transcript is spliced from 2 exons. Lineage: Eukaryota; Fungi; Ascomycota; Dothideomycetes; Mycosphaerellales; Teratosphaeriaceae. Bases 1 to 531 code for a protein of 176 amino acids.